Messenger RNA from Haliotis rubra (blacklip abalone), 7034 nucleotides. RefSeq names its product G patch domain-containing protein 8-like. Lineage: Eukaryota; Metazoa; Mollusca; Gastropoda; Lepetellida; Haliotidae. The record is from RefSeq and is a predicted model, not a curated record. Gene Ontology annotation, cellular component: nucleus.
UCUAUCAUGGCGACCAUUUUGUGUAAUGAUGGUGUGCGGUGAUAGGAUGUUUUCUCCAAUUUGCACAGGAAGAUCGGACAAAGAUAUCAUAAUAAGUUCCCUCUGAGAUCAACAGCCACAGCAGACGAACCAAAGUGUCAAGACUACAACUUCACUAAAACAGUUGUCAGGAAGGCAGCAUUGGGAGACCGCCAGUUGUCAGGAUAAUACUUUCUAGUCAAGUCAGCAGUUGCCUAUGGGUUGGAGAAUAGCACUCGGCUCAUUUUCUAGCAAUCAGCAAUGAGACGAGGUAUGCCACCAGGGCCUCGACCACGUCACAUGGGACCCCGCCUACCUCCACAUGGAAUGCCACGAAUGAUGGGACCUCGCGGACCAGGCCCAAGACCCAUGGGACCAAGACCUAUGGGGCCCCGUCCAUUUGGUCCAUGUCCUCCAGGGAUGGGUCCAAGGCCAAUGAUGAGACCCCCACUUAAACCUGCAAUCACUAAACUUGGUGGAAAGCCACCCGCAUCUAAGCAUGAAGAUUCUAAACCUGAGCUGCCAAAGGGAGCUGUUAAAAAGUCUGAAGAUGGAGCUCUGCCGCCUGCCACUGAGAAAACAGAACAAGAGAACAAGGCUCCUGGAAUUAAGGAAGAUGCUGGUGAUGAUAAGGCAGGUGCUGGUGAUGCAGGAGCAGCUGUAGAUGCAGCCCAAAAGGAUGGGAAGGGAAGCACACCAGGAAAGACUGCAGCUCUCGGCAAGGUCAAGAAGGUGGCUGCCAAGCCCCCCAAACUACGAACUGGACCAGUAACUAGAUCUGCUAAGGCAUCUGGUGCACACGCGGGCAAAGAGGACCCUAGUGAAAAGAAUGAUGUUAACUCGAAUAAGUCUACUGCAUCUGCAGAGGAUGAUCAGAAAGGAAGCAUCAGCUUUUCUUUCACAAAGACAGCUCCAGCCAGGAUUGAGACAUCAGCUGCCUUUGCACCAGAACCAGAUGAGGAGCAGAAAGAAAAUGAUGAGAAUAGCAAUACUGAAGCUGUUCCUGUGAGUAGUGGAAAAACUCCAGAUUCCAAAAAAGAGUUUUCCUUUAUGAAGAUCCUCAGCAAGGAUGACAAAGAACUGGACUGGCCUCAGGAUAUGAUUCAGUACACCAAGUGUGAACCAAGUUUGAGCUUCAGUUGCAACCCUCUCUAUUUUGACUUUAGUCAGUUGUUGAAAUCCAAGCCUAAAGCUGUAGAUCCCUUACCAGAAGUGAAAGCAUUACCAGAGGAGGUUCAGGAGAGUAAUAAAGAAGUGAAGGAUUCUGAGGUUAAAGUGGAAAAUAGUAAAACUGAGCCCAAGCCUGUUGAAGUUGAGAAAACAGAGAACACUGAAAAAGUAGAGGUAGAAAAGGAAGAGAUAUCCGAUAAACAAGAAGGGAAAAAUGACAAAAAGGUAUUUGAAUUCACAGCUGAACAGGUGAAGAGUGAAAAGUCAUCAAAGAGAAAGAAACGAAAGCAUAAGAAGAAGAAAAAGCAUAACAAUGAAGCUGUUGGAGAGGAUAAUGCCAAGCCAGCCGAUGGAGAUGGUGAGGACAAAGAUAAUGUCAAACAUAAAAAGAAGAAGAAAAAGCGGAAAAAACAUAAACAUAAGACAGCUGAUGGUGAAGAAACUGUUGAGAAGAAAUCGAAAAAGAAGAAGAAGAAAUCAAAGAAAAAACAUUCUAAAGAAACUGGAGAGAACCAUGAGGGUGGUGAAACUGAGCAUGGGCCAUCUGAUGAAGAGAAGGCAUCAAAGAAAUCUUCACGGAAGAAAUCAAGGAGAAGAAAACGCAAACAUAAAACAAAUGAACCUGACACUGAAGCUGUCAAAACUGAAGGAGCCACUUUAGAGGGUGAUGCAGAUGUUCCACCCAAAAAGAAGAGGAAGAAAGCGAAGAAGAAUAAACUUGUGUUAGAGUAUAAGGACACUGCUUCAUCUGAGUCAGCAAGUGAGAAGACAGAUGUGAAGCAGGAAAGUAAGCUUUUGGUUGCUAACGAAGGGGAAGCUGAUAAGACGCCUAAAAAGUCACUUACUCCAAGAAAAUCUGCAAAUAAUGUCAACAAGACCUCUGGAGAUUUAAGGUCAACUUCAGGACAGGGUGAAAUGAAAUCCCCACUGAAUAAGGUGUGUGGAAAAGGAACACCACAGAAAUCACCACAGGAUGCUAAAAGUGGAAAGAAGAUAAAGACUCCUGAUGUACAAGAUGGUAAAACUGGAUCUUUGAGAAAGAGAAAUGCAAGUGAGUCUACGACUGAAGACUUGACACCUGCAAAGUUACAGAAAUCAGAAUUAAAAGAUAAAAGUCAGAAAAGUGAAGACACAUGGAGCAAGAUUGAAGGAAUCUAUGAAAGCAAACCUGCAGAUGAUACCAGCAAAUCUAAAUGGGAUACCAGUGAAAGUGAAGGUGAGGAGAUUGAAAAGGAUUCCAGGAAAGAGGAGAAAAUUCCAAAGUGUCCAAAUGGAGGAUGUAAUGAAACCGAUAAUAAAUCUGGAAAUUCUAGAAGUGAAAACAGGGACAAUGAUAAGCAGAACCUUUCAAAUAAGAGUCGAAGAUCUUACAGCUCAUCUUCUGACUCUGACCGAUACAGUAGUAGGUCAAGAAGUCGAUCAAGGGCAAGUCGAUCAAGGGCUAGUCGAUCACGGUCAAGGUCAUAUUCACGGUCUAGGUCCAGGUCCAGAUCUCGAUCUUACAGAUCACGUUCACGUUCUUACCACAGUUAUAGUGAUGAUUCCAGGUACAGCAGGUCAAGGUCAUCCAGUCGUUCAAGGUCUGGAAGAAGCUACACAAGAAGUCAUUCUCGCCACAGGUCAAGGAGAAAUAGAUCAUACUCACGGUCCUAUAGCAGAUCAAGUAGAUCAAGUUACUCAAGGUCAAGAAGCUCCUCCAGAUCCUAUAGUAGAUCAAGGUCUUAUACACGCUCUAGAUCUCGUUCUAGACACAGAUCAGGUUCCAGGGGACAUUCCUACAGGUCAUCAUUAUCAGCAAAGCCGUCAAAACCAGUACCUGCAAUUAUUUCUUCUAAAGAUAACAGUACCAAGGAGGAAACUCCCAGUGGAACACCUGCAGUUGUAACACCAGGGGAGGAAAACAAGAAAAGCAAUUUAGAUAUCCCUCUACCUGCAAAGGAAGAAAAAGAUGCAGCAACAGUACCUGAGAAAAGCGAUGCUAAGCAACUUGUAAAUAUCCCAUUGCCUCCACCUGGACAAACUGAUGGACAGUCAACAACUACCACCAAUGCUAGUUCUUCAGGAGAUGGAGAUUCUUCUGUUGCUCCACCUCCACCACCACCUGAUGAGCACAUGGGAGAUUAUGGCCCAAACAUGGGCCAUGAUAUGAUGCAUGGUAUGAGACAUGGUAUGCAUCAUGAUAUGGGAAUGGGACAUGAUAUGGGCCAUUACCCUAAUAUGCCUCCACCACCACCACCACAUGGAUAUGGACAUGGACCUCCUCCCAGAGGAAUGUUUUUUCCCUGGUCCUCGCCCUGGACCAGGGAAGACCGAUGGGACCUAGAGGUCCAGGACCAAGACCUGGAAUGGGUCCACCAGGCCCAGGAAUGGGACCUCCAGGUCGUGGUGGUCCAGGAAUGGGACACCCAGGGCCUGGCAUGGGUCCAGGAGGACAUGGAAUGGGUCCUGGUGGCCCAGGACAGUUUGGACCACCUCUUGGUAUGGCCCCACCGGGGGAUGCGAGGUCCCCCUCUAAACAGAGGGCCACCUCCUGGAAUGGGACACUAUCCACCCAGAAUGAUGGGACCUCCAGAUCACAUGAAGCCAAGAGGAUCGCCUCCACCACUUCCACCUCCAAAAUCACCAUCACCUCAGCCACCACCACCCCCAAAGAAAGAAGAGGAAAAGAAAGAGGAACCCAAACCAAUGGAACCCCUCAUUCCACCUGAACAAGCUGAGCAGUAUCGGAAGCUGCAACAACAAGCAGUGAAACAUGCAAGAAGACAACAGCGAAGGCAGAAACAAGCAGAAAAUGGGGAGCCUGUUGAAUCAAGCUCUGAUGAAGAUGAACAAAUGGAUACAGAAGAGGCUGCAGCAGCUCUAGCUGCAGCUGAAGCUGCUGAGGAGGCAGCAGCAGUUGAAGAAGCACAGACUAUCUUGCUACCAACUGCACAGUCUCCUUUGGUACAACAGCCAACUUUGAUCCUACAACAACCUAUUCCUAGUCCAGUUCAGUUUGCACCGACACCACAACUAAUUCAAGCUCAGCCACAAAUCAUAGUGCCACACAGUGCAGGAGUUAUCAACCAGAUGGGCAUGCCUAUUCAAGCUGGUGCUCCAGUCAUUGCCAUGCCACAUAUGGCUGGCGCCACGCCGAUGUCAGGAAUGCAAACGUUCCCCAUACAAACCCCAGGAGGUAUACAGCUAGCAUCUGGUCAGUCCCUGCACAGUCAGCUCUUAGCAUCAGCUCAAGGAGGCAUGCACUUCCCGGCAGGUGUGGGUGGCUUUCAAGGCAUUCAUGGCCUCCAGACAAUACAGAACCUUCAGCAACUUCAAGGCUUACAGAGUCUCCAAGGUAUGCAUGGUGUUCAGGGUAUCCAAGGUAUCCAAGGUAUACAAGGUUUGCAAGGCUUGCAAGGCUUGCAUAGUUUGCAGGGGUUGCAGACUGCGAUCCCUGGUUUGCAGCAUAUGUCACAGCAGGUUUUGAUCCCUGCACAGCCACAGGGCCCUGUCAUUCUCAUACCCCGGAUUCCACGCCCAACAUUGUGAUGAAAGUGUCAUAUAGAACAGUGGUUAUUGCUUCAGUCAAGUUCAAGGUGCUGUGGAAAACACGUAGUGUAGUAUGUGCAAACGGUAAAUUAUAAAGUGCAAUCAUAGAUCUGUUGUUAUUUUUGACAGCUACCAAAACCUAUUCUGUGAUAUGCUUUUGGUGUGAUUAUAACAAAUGUAACAGAUGUGAUUGUGAUAGUCUGACCUGUAUGGUCAUUGUCCACUGAGAAAUAUGACCACCAGCCUAAGUGAAUCUGUGUCUUGAACUGAAACAGGCAAGUUCACCACGACAAAUUUCAAGGAUUGACUCAUUGGAUGGAUAAAAAAUGAGUCCCGUCAGGGUUAUGAUCAGAUUAGACAUGGAAUACACAUUGUCAUGUAUGACAAGUUGUUGUUAUUAUAGAUGACCCUCCCAAGACAUGCUGUUGCUUAUACCUAGAGAGGACUUCCUCUUUCCUGAAGUCCCUUAAGUUGAUGCUAAGACAAUCAGCAAACAAUGGAAACUGUGGCUGCUGCAUAAACAUUUUUUUUCAACCACAGUGUGUGAAAGUCAUUAUUACAUUAUAGAAAAUAAUAUAUUAUAGAAAAUUUGCCUUUUGUUGCUGGACUGUUCAGAUAUGUAAAAUGCUUGCUAUAACUUUAGUGUCAUGCAUAUGACAUGCUGCUCAGUGCCAAAUGGUGCCAACUGGAAGACAAACAGUGAAUAACUUUAGCAGCGAUGGGAUAUAUGAUGUUUCCAGCUGAAUAUGUAGUGAAAUAAUGUCUCAUGAUGCAGUUUGAAAAUCAAGGUGUAUAGGAGUAGACAAGGUCGUAAUUACUGCAUGUCUGUUGCUUCCUGAAAUCAUGAUAAAUGUGCUUUUGACAUAAAUGAUAGACAUGGUCUGUUGGAGUUUUACAGUGCUAGAGUAUGACUUAAAUUACCCUGUGUCAGUCUACUCAGUUAAAUCUUUAAGGUGUUUUAGUGAACAUUGUGAGUUUCUUUUUACCAGAACUCUUACAUUAAUGGCUGCCAUGCCUGGUCUGGUUAAGGUAAUGCCUCUUAGAGCUAAUCAGGAAGUAUGUAAUCCCCCAGUUCUGUGAUGCAGAUAAAACCUGUAUACCUGUGGAUUGUGACGUUUUUAACAUGUGAUUGAAUAUACAUAGUUUUUCACAUCCAGAAUGUCUUCAUCUUCAGUUGAAGGAAGGAGGCAAAACAAGAUUUUGUAAAAUAAACUUGAGAAAUGUAGGUAGAUGUGAAUUUUUUAUGCUGUUAUGAACUUUCGCUUUAAGGCUUAAUGUACUAACUUGUGUAUCGACUCUAAUGAUGAAAGUUGAAUCAUGCCACAUUUCUGUGCAUAUGUUCUGGCUUAAUAUUUAUUUUAUUUUGGAGUUUUAUUUCAUUUAAACAGUUUCAAUAUUUAAUUAUUAUUUUUAAAUAGAGGUAAAGAUUCAUUAUAAAAUCAGGGCUAUGAUUCUUUGUUGUCAUGUAUGUGUAAAUAGAAAGCAUAUGUUUAUGAAUCUGAAACAAUCGAUGAAGUGAAAGUAAAACAAUUAAAGUCCUUUAGUUGUAUUUAUAUACUUUCAUUCAUUUAUGAAGGAAAUAAUGUGUGAAGAAAAUAAUGAAAUUAUUGUAGUGAUUGUUGAUUAUUAAGUGCCUUAAAUGUCAUUAAAUUUUCAAAUUAACAAUAAACUGAAACAAGUACCGUGUACAUGCUUUUAAUAAGAAAAUCACACCAGCCUAAUGCCAAUAGACAGCUCUACAGUAGAUUCCAAAUUUUGUCCCAAGUAAAAGGGGUUGUGCCUGAACACUCCCAGGUGAUUUUAUUGUCUCAUCAUUUGAAAACAAUCAUUAUUUUAAUCAAGUCAUUAGAUGUAGCUAUUUAUCUAGCAUAUUCACAUACCGAUUGAUUCAUGAUGUCAUUGUUAUUAUUUAUGAUUCCUGAGAUUGUUUUAUUUGUGGAAACUGGAAUAUACCUUCCUUCUGUGUCACAGACAUUUUGCUUUGGUCAUUUUGACAUUGUCAAAGCAGUUUUCUAGAGACAUUACUUCAUAGCCAUAAAAAAGAAAUAGUUAUUUGCCUGUGACCAUGAAUUUCAUUGUGUAUUCCACUGUUUCGAUAUGAGAGAGUUUUGUACCCAGCUACAUAUAUGCAAAUUGUUGAAGAUUGUAUUAUAAUCCUUGCUCAUCUGUACAGUCAAUGGUAGUUUUAAUCUGAGGUCUUUUUGCUCCUAGGUCAAAUGUUGUCCUGUUACUCUGACCAGUCAGAAUGGAAUGUGUGAUGUAUGCAGCAUUGUAACAUAGCUGUUGCCUUCUCAGAAAGUAAAAAAUACCAAGAUGUC